Molecule: messenger RNA, 327 nt
Organism: Lathyrus sativus (Indian pea)
Lineage: Eukaryota; Viridiplantae; Streptophyta; Magnoliopsida; Fabales; Fabaceae
Source: the annotation of a GenBank genome assembly
AUGUCUGGGGUUUGGGUAUUUAAGAACGGGGUGGUGAGGCUGGUAGAGAACCCUGGAGGUGAAGGGGGUGAGAAUAGCGGAAGGAGAAAAGUGCUUGUUCACACCCCAACCAAUGAAGUUAUCACUUCCUAUUCUAUGCUGGAACGAAAACUAAGCUCUCUAGGUUGGGAACGCUACUACGAUGACCCUGAUCAUCUGCUUCAGUUCCACAAACGCUCCACCGUGUACCUUAUUUCUCUUCCAAAGGAUUUCAACAAGCUCAAGCCCAUGCACAUGUAUGACAUUGUUGUUAAGAACAAGAACUAUUUUCAUGUUAGAGACAUGUAG